Messenger RNA from Pogona vitticeps (central bearded dragon), 2548 nucleotides. The record is from RefSeq and is a predicted model, not a curated record. Lineage: Eukaryota; Metazoa; Chordata; Lepidosauria; Squamata; Agamidae.
CAUACCCCCUUUUUUUUUCCUUGGCAGUUCUUGCGGGUGACGAAGCAGUACCUCCCUCACGUGGCCCGCCUCUGUUUGAUCAGCACCUUCCUGGAAGACGGGAUCCGCAUGUGGUUCCAGUGGAGCGAACAGCGGGACUACAUCGACGCCACGUGGAACUGCGGCUAUUUCCUGGCCUCCGUCUUCGUCUUUCUCAAUCUCUUCGGGCAGUUAAGUGGCUGCGUCUUAGUGCUGAGUAGAAACUUUGUCCAAUACGCUUGUUUUGGUUUAUUCGGAAUAAUAGCGUUACAGACGAUCGCGUACAGCAUUUUAUGGGAUCUGAAGUUUUUGAUGAGAAAUCUGGCUCUUGGGGGCGGCUUGUUGCUCCUCUUGGCUGAAUCUCGGUCCGAAGGGAAAAGCAUGUUCGCUGGCGUGCCUACGAUGCGGGAAAGCUCCCCGAAGCAGUACAUGCAGCUGGGCGGCCGGGUCCUGCUCGUCCUUAUGUUCAUGACGCUGCUGCAUUUUGACGUUAGCUUCUUUUCGAUCCUCCAGAACAUCGUGGGGACGGCCCUGAUGGUCCUCGUGGCCGUCGGCUUCAAGACCAAACUGGCGGCCUUAACGUUGGUCAUCUGGCUCUUCGCCAUCAACCUCUACUUCAACGCCUUCUGGACCAUCCCGACCUACAAGCCCAUGCACGAUUUCCUGAAAUAUGACUUCUUCCAGACCAUGUCCGUCAUCGGAGGCCUCCUCCUGGUGGUGGCCCUUGGGCCCGGCGGCGUCUCCAUGGACGAGAAGAAAAAAGAGUGGUAGAUCAGGGGAAAAAGGGGGGAGGAGGAGAAAACCCACCACAUCAUUUGGGAGGCUGGGGACUGACUUCCAACAUGGGGUUCACUGCGGGGGGGAGGAGUAAUUAAAAACAAAAAAAUUAAAAAGAGCGGCCACCGUUUUACAGAUGUGCCUAGGUUCGCUUCUUAGAGGCACCUUUCCUUUUUUUCGAUAAUUCAGGUUUUUUUUGGUUGACGCUCGCACUGAUAAGGACAGAAUCUCAUUGUCAUCAAGGAUCGCUUGCCUAAGAAUCACUGUUAAUCCUUUCUCUUUUUUAAGCUCCUAAAAUUGUAAGAAGCCGGCUUGCGAAAACGCUACUGUCCUUCCACGCUGGCCACCUUUCAUUGACCAUGUUUUUUUUAAAAAUGACUACUGUGAUCACAUACCCUCUUUGUAUACUUCCGUUGUGCUGGGUGUGCCAUCUGGAGUCUUGAUUUUGUUCGCCACCUUUGAAUUAACUGGCGCCGUUUUGCGGGCUGAGAACGGAUGAUGCUAGUGACAGAGAGCGCGUGCACGCGGCUUGUACCUUUUUCAGAAAGGGGUUUUAAUAGGUUAAAAAAUAACGCAGCACCAGUAUUAGGACACGGGGAGACAAAACGCUGGUCCCUUGAAAAAGAGGAAGGAGGAAAUGGGUGGAUGUCAUUGUGGAUUAAGGGAGGGGGAAAAAAUCAUAUUGGCACCUUUAUCCUUGUAGCAGAGAUUUAUGUCCCUUCGAUAACUUUUGUGAAAAAUUGUUUAAAACUAUGAACAGCACACCAAGGCUAUGGAGGUGAUUCAAACCCCCUUCCCGAGGCUGGUUUCUUACCUGUGUAUCCUUAAAAUCAGCUGCUGUUUUUCAACACUUACCAACUGGUGUUAAAGAAACCUCAAAUACAUUAGGAAUAGUCUUUGUUGGAUGACGCCAAAGUUCCUUCUUGUUCUGGACAGCCCCUUUCCCCCCACCCCCAAGUUUUUAGAAGACAGAUGCUUUUUUUACUUGUGGAUUGUGUUUAGUUUCCAUGGCGAACAGCCGCAGAUCUGUUUUCAAAAAGUCAGUUCUAUUGACCCUUGCCUCCUUUUAUGGCAGUGGAUCUGAUUAAAUUAAUUAUGGCUUCUGUGAAAGAUUCCCCAUUUAGUCUCUUCCCGACCUGUCGCUAGACUCCCAUCCGCCGGGACGGCCCGAGGUCAGUAAAACACCCAAAUUGUGGGGCGAGCAGUACCUCGAGGCACACGGGUUUUUUUCCUCGCACACAGAAAACACACAUUCUUGUCCCAAAUCUCUUGUCUGGCUUUGUGGUAUUCAACCUUUUAAUUCUCUCUCGUCUACACGGUUCACAAUUCCACAGCGAAGGAUGCUCAUACUGACAAAGCAAGGCCCGGAACAAACCAAAAAAGGUAGGAAAACCGGAAACCUCUGAGCAAAAAAGUCUUUGGCUGACCGAUUCCUUGCUUUAGAGAGGCGGUGGUCUUUCUACGUACGCACAUGGCAGAAAUACAAUAUUGUGAAAUCUGAGCGUGUCUGCUGAGCCCUGGCAAUGCCCUAGAGUAAAGGUUUUUUGAGGCCUGCAAAAUAAUAGGUGCCAGGAGAAGCACCUGCAGGUAGCUACAGCGCGGUAGAAACCGAGGGGGGGGGGGCGGACAGCUACUCUGUGAACUUCUCUCUCUCCUGUAAAUCAUUUCCCUUCACCUACCAUUAAGCAUCUUUUGUAAGUUUUGGAAUACCCUGGAUUUUGCAUCUGGAAUAAAAAAAACAUGGGUAAAUUCA